Molecule: messenger RNA, 4095 nt
Organism: Entamoeba histolytica HM-1:IMSS
Lineage: Eukaryota; Evosea; Mastigamoebida; Endamoebidae
Product: protein kinase domain containing protein
Exons: 1
Coding region: 1-4095 (1364 amino acids)
Biological process (GO): protein phosphorylation
Molecular function (GO): protein kinase activity; ATP binding
Source: RefSeq, a predicted model, not a curated record
AUGUUAUUAAUUGAUAUAUUAUUGAUUGUCAACUAUGUUAUUGGUAAGGAAUAUGAUUGUAUUACAACUAAUUCAGACUGUAUUGUUGAAUUUAACAGUCAGACUCGAAAAACGCAAUUCCAAUGUAAGGAGUUUGAUAAAAUAAAAAACUACUCAUAUCUUUUUAAACAUGAUUAUACUUUUUCAACAAAUGUCAUAAGUUGUAAAAGUAUGACUUUCGAGGGUAGUUUAUCUAUAAUAAAUACAGGAAAUUAUUGGAUAAAUGUGUCUACUGUAGAGUUUUUAGAAAACUCUCAAAUUGAAUUUCAUGCUAAUUUAGAAUCAAACACUGAAUUUAUUUUUGGGGCUAAUUCAAAGGUGAUGUGGUAUGGCAGUCUUUCAUUUCAACAACUAGUUAAAUUUAAAACAACUCCAUCAUUAAAUCAACCUCAAUUAAUUAUUUGGAAUAGUAAUUGGAUACAUCUUUACAAAACAACUACAACACCAACAUAUAAAGGAUUUGAAAUUAUAAAUCCAGGUGGUAAUAAACAAUGUUUUGAUGUGAUGUCAUUUAAUAAUAACAAUGCACUUGAUUUUGAUAAAAAAUCAGAUAAUCAUUAUUUACCAAAAGACUUUGAUAAAGGACUUAGUAUGAGAUUUGGUAAAGCAUAUUUACUAUCAAACAAGAAAUUAAUGAGAUUUUGUCCAAAUGGAAUUAAAUUGAAUAAAACUGUUAUUUGUACACUAAAUGAUAUGACUUAUUCACCAUCAUCAUAUUCAGGAAGAGGUGAUUAUAUAUUUAAUUAUCCACAUUGUCCAUGUGAUGAUAAUAGAACUGAAUGUAUUCUUAAUAUUCAAUCAAGUUUAGAAUCAGUAAAUUUUAACAUAGUUAAUAUCAGCAAUACAAUUCUUCAUAUUGACCAUGAAAUUACAUUAUUUAACUUUGAGUAUGCUAAACAAAUUAGUGUUGAUGAUAAUGUUCUAUUAAAAAUAGGUUCACUUACAUUAAUCAACGAGUACAAACAAAUGAUAAAAUUUAAUAAUUUUGAAAUUACGAAUAUUAGAAAACCAAGUAUUAGAUCACAAUUUAAAUACAAUUCAGAAACAAAUACAUUAGAAAUUGAUGGAAGUAACCACAUAAAACAUUUAUCAAAUCCAUCAAAUACACCAUUCAAUUUAAUUAUAAAUGGUAAUCUCACUUGUAAUUCUUUUGUUAGUGAUUGUAUUUAUUAUUUCACUGCUUCUUCUACACCAACAACACUAACUAUUAAAGGUAAAGGUAAUAAUAAUAUUAUGACAAUUGAUGAAAAUAUAAUACUAAUUGAUCCAUUUCCAAAUUGUAUUAUUUUAACUGGUAAAUCAAAUGAAGAAUUUAAAUGUAUUAAAUGUAAAAAUGGAUAUUCUCUUAAUUCAAACAAUAAAUGUCAAAAAAAUUCACGUUGUAUUAAAUUAAAUAAUCAAAACCAUUGUAUUGAAUGUGCAUAUGGAUAUUAUCUUAAUUCAAUACAAGUAUGUACUAAAAAUCCGAGUGGAUGUAAAAUUGGAAAUGAAACACAUUGUUAUCAAUGUGGAGAAGGAUAUGUCAAUGAAAAUGGAGAAUGUCAAGAAAUGAAUAAUUGUAAGAAGUCAGAAAGGAAUUAUUGUUUAAAAUGUUCAAAUGGAUAUAAAAUAGAAAAUAAUACAUGUGUUAAAGAUAAAGAAAAAGAAUGUUAUUAUGAAGGAAAUGAAUGUGUUUCAUGUUCAAAUGAAUAUACAUUAAAUAAUGGAAAAUGUGGAAGUAAAGAAAAUAAAAAUGGAAAGAAUGAAGAAAUAUAUUGUGAAAAUGGAAAAUACAUCAAGGAUAAUACAUGUAUAGAAUGUACAGAAUCAGCAAUAUGUAAUUCAGAUGGUAUUAAAUUAAAAUGUAAAAAUAACCAACAAUUAGAUAAUAAUACAUGUAUAAAUAAAACAUGUGAAGAAGGAAAGAUAAAAGAUCAAAAUGGAAAAUGUAAUUCCAAUAUUUCAAAUUGUUCAAAUGAGUUAUAUGUUAAUGGAAAAUGUGUUGAAUGUUUAACAACAUAUUCACCUGAUUCAAAAGGAGAAUGUAUUAAUACAACAAUAGAAAAUUGUGAAGAACAAAAUACAUAUGGAUGUAAACGAUGUUCAGAUGGAUAUUAUUUAACAACAAAUAUGAAAUGUUCAAAAUGUGAUGAUAAUUGUACAACAUGUUAUGGUUCAUCUACAUAUUGUAUGAGUUGUUCUAGUGAUAAAUAUUUAAGUAGUAAUAGAACAUGUCAAUCAAAUAACGAAUUAAAUGGAACAUGUUUACAAUUAUUAGCAGAUGGAAGUGGGUGUGGAAUAUGUAAGAAAGGAUAUUAUAGAAAUGGGAAAGGAUGUUCAGAAUGUGAAGAAAAAUGUGCAACAUGUAAUCAAAAAGAUAAAUGUAUAACAUGUGCAGAUGGAUAUUUCAUGAGUUGGAUAGGAGAAUGUAAACUAACAACAGAAAUUAAAGGAUGUAAAGGAGAAAUAGAUAAAGAAUAUGGAUGUAGAGAAUGUUCAGAAGGAUAUUAUUUAAUAAAUAAAGAAUGUUCAAAAUGUAAAGAGAAUUGUACAAGAUGUUCAAUAAAGAAUGAAUGUAAUAGUUGUAGAGAUGAAUAUAUAUUAAAAAAUAAAGAAUGUAUUUACUAUUUAGAUAUUAAUAAAUGUAAAGAAGUAAAGAAUAAUAAAUGUUGGAAAUGUUCAUUUUGGUAUGGAACGAAUGAAGAAGGAAAUGAAUGUAAUAAAGAAGUAGUAUGGUGGAUGAUAAUGAUAAUUGUCAUUAUUAUAGUUAUUAUCAUUAUUAUAACAAUUGUAAUGAUAAUAAUGAUGGUUAAUUACAUAAUGAAGAGAAAAGAAAAGAAAGAACGAGAGAAAACAACAACAAUAUUCAAAAUAACACAAUCAAAUAUUAGAUUCAUAUCACUUGGAGAUGGAAUAUUAACAAAUAAGAAAGAAAUUGAACUUCAAGAAGGAGAAGAAAUUAAAGUGAAUGAAGAAAUACGAGAAUUAAUUUGUAUUGGAAAUGAUAAAAAAGAGAAGAUGAAGAUACAAAUAAGUAGUAAAGAAGAAAAUGAGAAAUAUUCAAUUAGAACAAACCCAAAUGUCAUUACAAUUGAAGGAGGAUAUGCAUGUGAAUUUGAAUUAUUCAUUACAAUCAAAUGUACAACUAAAAUCAAAGAUAAAAUAAUGAUAAUUAGUAAAACACUUAAUAAAGCACAAGAAGAAACAAUCAAAAGUAUUUCUAUUGAAGGAGAAACAGAAAUAUCAACACGACUUGAUCCUGAUGAAAUAAAAGAAGAAAAGAAAAUAGGAGAAGGAUCAUUUGGAAUUGUUUAUGUUGGAGAAUUUAGAGGAAAUAAAGUAGCAAUUAAGAAAAUGAAACAAGUUGAAGAAAGUGAAGAUAAAAAGAAAGAAUUUGAGAAAGAAGUAGCAAUGUUAGAUAAAUUUCGAGAUGAAUAUAUUAUUCAUUUUUAUGGAGCAGUAUUUAUUCCUAAUAAAAUAUGUAUGGUAACGGAAUAUGCAAAAUAUGGGUCAAUACAAGAUAUAAUGAAUAAAAGAAACAUCACAGAAAUAUCAAAGAAAAUACGAAUCAAAUUUAUGAUAGAUGGAGCAAAAGGAAUUUCAUAUCUUCAUUCAAAUGGAAUAUUACAUCGAGAUAUUAAACCAGAUAAUUUCCUUGUUGUAUCACUUGAUGAUAACAUUGAAGUUAAUUGUAAAUUAACUGAUUUUGGAAGUGCAAGAAAUAUUAAUAUGAUGAUGACAAAUAUGACAUUCACAAAAGGAAUAGGAACACCAAAAUACAUGGCACCAGAAGUAUUAAAUCGAGAACAUUACAAAAUGCAAUCAGAUAUAUAUUCAUUUUCAAUAACAAUGUUACAAAUCAUUACAUGGCAAGAUCCAUUUCCUAAAACAUUAUAUCCACAUCCAUGGCUAAUAGCAGACACAAUCACAACAGGUAAACGACCAAACAUAAUACAAGAAGUAGAAGAAGAUAUAAAAGAAAUUAUUGAAAAGUCAUGGCAACAAGAACCAAAAGAAAGAAUAACGAUAGAUGAAAUUGUAAGAAUGCUAGAAAAAAUUCAGAAUAGUAAGAACUAA